Symbiodinium necroappetens is the source of this 849-nucleotide messenger RNA. The record is from the annotation of a GenBank genome assembly. Lineage: Eukaryota; Dinophyceae; Suessiales; Symbiodiniaceae.
AUGGCAACUGCAUUGAAGAUGAUCCUUCUACCCGGUACUCGCUGCAACGACGGCAACCCUGGUGCCAUGUAUUUGAGCCCGGUGCCAGUGAAGAGCUACGUUGGGAAAACCGUGUGGCAUGUUCAUUUGGAGGGCGGCGGCUACUGCUACGACCAGGAAAGCUGCGAGUCACCAGCCCACAGCGAUUUCCUGGAGUCCAUGCAAAAGCGCAGCAGACAGAUUUGGAAGGGCGGAAUUUUCGCACGCGGUCUUGGGGCGACGCCCUUCCUCGCCACAGCUGCUCAUGCUUAUAUCGGGUACUGCAGUUCGGACUCGUGGAUGGGCAAUACUUCUCGAACAUGGCGCGGUCAUACCUGGUACUUUGAGGGCGCCCACAUCUUGGCGACUGCAGUCUCCUCCCUGCUGGAGCAGCACGGCAUGAAGAACGCUGCGCUGGUGCUCUUCAGCGGCUGCAGUGCUGGUGGUCGAGGCAUGGUUUACAACUUGGAUGGCUUGUGCCGCCUUGUCCAUGCCUCUGUGCCCAAAGCGGCCUGCGCGGGAUUGGGAGAUGCUGCCUGGUGGGUGGACAGUGUGUCAGUGCCACCAGCUUCUUCUUCAGGUGCAGAGACUGUUUGGGAGUCCCGCCUGCGCCGUGUCACCCUCUUAGGGAGCCAACUCUGGGGAGGCUCCACCCUCUCGGAGUCCGUUGAGAACUGCCGAAGCCAAAGAGGCUGGCAUCCGGGCGCCGAAUUCGUCGAAGGAGCCGAGCUCGGGCCUGGAUCUCCGAACAUUAGUAGUUUCGACCCAUGCAUGUUCGGGCCCGUGCUGUCCAGCUUCGUGGAGUCACCCCUCCUCCUGUCAAUGCAGUGA